Dichomitus squalens LYAD-421 SS1 is the source of this 957-nucleotide messenger RNA. RefSeq lists its product as uncharacterized. The transcript has a single exon. The coding region runs from base 243 to 875 and encodes 210 amino acids. The record is from RefSeq and is a predicted model, not a curated record. NCBI's taxonomy places the organism in Eukaryota, Fungi, Basidiomycota, Agaricomycetes, Polyporales, Polyporaceae.
GUUGGAAUGUAUGGGGUGUGGCGCUGGUCAGAGUCUGCGUACCUGACGGAGAGGCACUUGUGCAUUCUAGCGUACAAGGUUACCGUAGAGAUACCCCGAACGAGACGAUCGCCGUCGUCCCGAGGGCGCGCGAAGCUCUCCAUCGUGCCUUCGGCCCACGGUCCGGGGCGCUCUCGUCUCUCGGGGACGUUACGACGUCCAGGGCUACUUACAGUAGCUCUCCAAGGCCCUCUUCCGAAGCCAUGGCGACUAGCCAGCAACUGGCCUCCUCCGCCGAGCCCAAGAGCCCGGGAGCCAGGCUGACCAUAGACCCCCUCCCGCACUAUCCGGACAUCGUCCUCGCGCUCAACGUGAUCGAGACCAGUCCGCCCAAGUUCCACUGGUACUUCUUCGUGCCCGACGCCGGGGACGCGCACCUGGACGUCCAGGCCGGGCUCAAGAUGCACGCCACGACGGACUUCAGCCCGAGCCCAGCCGAGCGGACGUGGUGCUUCGACGCGGAGCGGACUACGCUCGCGACGGACGAGGGCGGGCUGGCGGCUGCGGCCGUGGUUGGCCGCCUUACCGGUGCUACUGCCAGUCAGGUCGACGGCGAGGGGGAAAGCGGCACCCAGGGUGCGCUCCGCGACCUGCUCGCGCGCAUACCGAUGUCUGUCCCUGAUGCGGACAGGGCGCGCGAGCCGGUGUUUACGUGCCGCGUGUGGGCGCGCGAGGCGUUGCGGAGGAUGCACGGGGCGGGAUACGUGCGCUGCCCGGACGUGGACGCGGUGGAAGAGGAGAUGUGGGGAUAUGGACGAGCUGCUGCGCGCGCGAUCGAGGAUGAGACGUUUGCGUUUGCUUCUUUGGUGCAGUCGCUCUCCAGUCGAGCUGCUUAGCCACAUUGGUACUACGUCCCGCCCGCAGGAAUAAUCCCGCUCCCGUGUAGAUUAGAACAGUUAGCAGGUUGAUGGAAUAUAU